GCUGUGUGUGGCAGUUGUCGCGUGGGAUGCAUCCAGUGUAAGGGAGAUGGAGCCAAAGGGUCCGAGAAUAAAUUCCUCCAACAGGUCAGGGUAGAGCCUAUGAACCAGCCCGCGCCCAUGCCCGGACGGGCUAGAGCCAGCGAGACGGUCUCCAAAGACCAACAAGGACCACGGCCUGAUACCGAAAAUCCCGUCCUUCGCCGCCUGGUACGCCAAGCCCUUGCCAUUCUUCAUCCCUCGCUUCAGCCCACAAAGGAGCAGGUCGCAUUCGCGAUUCGCCUUCUUCCACAAAUAGGCCAAGACGACUAAUGGGAGCCAUCAAACCUACCGCCCAGUGCAUGCUUCCCCUUCGGCGGCUGGAAAUCCGAUCUCAUGCCCGUCUUUCUUGAUUACCCCUUGUCAUUUCAUUGUCCUUAGUUUUAAAUGCGAUGUACCUAUGGACGCUUGAAAUAAUAAUUUUCACUGG
Molecule: messenger RNA, 466 nt
Organism: Cantharellus anzutake
Lineage: Eukaryota; Fungi; Basidiomycota; Agaricomycetes; Cantharellales; Hydnaceae
Exons: 2
Coding region: 100-309 (69 amino acids)
Source: RefSeq, a predicted model, not a curated record